CUUAAUAAGAUCAAAACAAACUCAAUAAAACUAAAAGUAAUGUUUUAAUUAAUAUUUUAGAACAAAAUGUUUCCAACGAAGAACGCGAGUGAAUACAUAGGUGAAGCAAGCUGGUUCUCUCCACAAAAUGGAAUGGAUGCAGAUUUAUUCCUUGCCUAUAAUUCUCCUUUUCCAAUAGCUCAUAGAUAUUCCAGUUCCACAGAUUCCACAUCACCGGAAUCCUAUUUCAAUACACCAAUCCAGCUGACUCAAUCUACACAGUAUAGCCCUUGGUCUGACACUCAGUCAAAUGAUAGCAAACUUGGCUACCGGAUGGUAUAUGAUUCUUUGACCCAAAAUAAUUUGUUUGAGUCUUCGAAUUCUGACAAUAAUGCAAUAAGAUUUAACAAUAACAGAAAUUUUUCAUACUUUGGCCAUCAACAAUAUGUCAAUAGCCCUACAAAGCAAUAUCCAGUUUUUGAUUCUCAAAAUUAUGAUCAAAAUCAGAUUUGCAAUACUCCAGUGAAAGUAAGAGCUAUUGUUGGUAGAAAAGUUUUUGAAUCUGACAACACUGAGAUAAAAUCUGAAAAUAUUGAUUACUGUAUACGGCAACCAAAGGGACAAGAAACUAAUCAUACACAGUAUGAACUAUUCCCAUCUAGUGAACAUAAUUUUGGGUGUACCCAAAAAGAAUCUCCAGAUCUAUCGACAAAUUGUAUGUUUUCCCCGUCACCCAUGAUGCCAUCACCAAAUUUGUCUCAAAAUGAAUCAUUCCCAUACAGUGAACAUGGGUGUACACCCAAAAAAAAAUCUACAGACCUAUCAACAAACAGUAUGUUUUCACUAUCACCCUUAUCAAAUUUUUCACAAAACACUUCACAAUUGUCAGGCAUGUUUCAUGCAGAACAAACGCCAUCUACAAGUAGAUUCCAAUAUACUGAAAAUCUAUCACCAAAGUACGCAAAUCCAGUUCAAUACAAUGACAUGCUAUUGUUUAACAGUUUUAAUAAUAUUUCUUAUGACAAUAGUGACAAUAAGUCAGUGACAUCAAAUUCUACCUUUUAUUCUGGAUUCAAAACUCCCUAUAAACCUUCCCUUCGUAGAGCAUCAUCUACAUCAAGCCAGGCGGGUAUGCCACUCUGCACAUUUUGUCGCAAGAAUGGUGAAUCAUCAUCAGUCUAUUUGGACCACUGUGUUAAAGAAAAGAUUGGUAACAAAUACAAAGUCACUUGUCCAAUAUUGAGGGCACUUGUGUGCCAGACAUGCGGAGCUUCUGGAGACAAUGCUCACACAAUAACUUACUGCCCUGUGCUGCGUAAGACUAAUAACGGAAAGCCCCUACAAUCAACUACUGUAACAUUGAAAAGCACAAGACUUAAGAGUGAUGGUACAAAACGUAACAAAUAGUAUGUACACACCUUUAUGAGAUAAUAAACUGCUAUAAUGUUGAAAAAAAAGGUUCGAAAAAUAUUGUUAUUAUUUCGUAAAUAUAAUCAAGAAUUUGUAGUAGUAGUACCUACCAGGGGCGUGCACAGGGUUUUUAACUAGGGUAUGCACUAUAGUGUAUUGUAUAUACCCUAGAUGAGAUAGAAAAUUUUCUAUCACAAUAAAGGUUCGUAAUGAGUACUCAGGGUAGGUGGGGCAUUUUUUGCAUUUAUGGUGUGCACGCCACUGGUAGCUACCCAGUGUAUUGUGUGCUAAUGUAUCAACAUCGUUGAAUAAAAAAAGAUUUAUUUCUGUAUUUGAGACUUGUAUUUUUUAAACUACUGACAUUUCUGAAUUUUUUUUCAUUUAUAUCUGGUGUUUUAUUGUAUAAAAUAUUCUCUAUAGGUUUUAAGUUAAAUAUUAUUGUUCAUGUUAAUUAUUGCACACAUGCCUGUAUUAUGUACUAUAUAUAUAUAGCCUGUUGCAUAAUAAUGUAAUAAUGUUUUCAUAACUGAUGAUUUUCGAUGAUGUCUUUAUGUAUGGAGUUAGACAAAGACAGAUAGAGGGGAUCGAGGCUCACACUAUCAAGUUAUAAAAAUAUCGUUUAGAUAUAUUUUUAAAAUCCUGUAUUGAGGGCGCCACAAGUAUUUGAAGCCGUUAGUGGGAUAAAAUAUUAGUUCCUUUUUUCCGCAACAUGAUGUUAUUUUUGUUAAGUUUGUAAGAAAAUGUUUUUAUUCCAAGAGGUUUCAUUCUAGUGUGUGGCCAGGCCAUUAAAUAUUAAUACUAAAUAAAAAAAACACUUAGUGCCAUUAAAAUGUUUUUAAUGUUAACAAAAAAUAAUAAGUAUUAAUUUUUUCGUUGUAAAUAGAUGACAAAUUGACAAAGUUAUUGCGAUAAGAAAUUUUUACUUUUCUAUUUGACAAAUUAAUAUUGACAAAAAAUGGAAAUAACGAUAAAAAUAAUAAUAGGGAUGAUGACAGUUUUUUAAAUUGUAUAUAAAUUAAGAGUAUACUAAUAGUAAAGCAAUUUUGUAAAAGGAACAGGGUAUCUGCGAUCAUUACUUAUGGAGCUACAGGGAUUUAAAGAGUCAGAUUUGCGGCGCUGCCGCGGAUCCCUGAAAAACGCCCCAUACAAAAUGGCUCGAAAAAAUGACGUCAUAUGCAAUGUAAUGAUCGUUAGAUUUGUAUGCGCGUUCAAACAAAAUUACUAAUAUCUUUGUUAUUUGUGCGUUUAUCUUUAUAGUUCAUUUAUUAAAAAAUGUCACGUUUAAUGUAAGGAAGCUAAAACUGUAUGAAUUUUCAUCUAAUUACGAUAAAAAAAAUUUAAUAGUUUUCGAAAUUUUAUAAUUUGAUUUAUUUUGCAAAUAUCCAGACAAUCUUUGCUUUUUAUGUAUAAAUUAGUUAACAUUGAUCCUAUUUACCCGAAUGUAUCAUAAAAAUCAAUAUAUUCAAACCUAGUCAUCAUCCCCAUUGUCAUUUAAUUAUUGACAUCCUUUAAUGAUCGUAAUUUAAUCUGUUAGUAGGUAUUAUGUUUAAGUCCGUGAAUGAGUAAGAGUAUGUUAUUAUGAAUGACUUUACAUAAUUUUAUCAUUAGUAUAUUUUAUAUUGUUGUAUUAUUAACUUUCAUCAUUUACUUUACAUUUUGACUACUUAUUAAAAAAAAUCAUAGCAAUUACAAAGAUAAAACGGAAAAAUCAAGAUAAUGAAAGACAUGGAUGGCCAAUAUUUUUUAUUUUGACACAAAAAAUGCUCUAAUUUUAAGUUUAGUUUAGGCUGUCUGUUUUAAGUAAUCAAGGAUUUGUAGCAAGGUUUAAGUUAAGUUAAGUGUGUUACCCCAGCCUCAUGACUACUUGUUUUACAUUUUGACUUUUGACUAAUUGAUGUUACAAUCUGUUUUUUUUAAAUUACUAUCACAAGAAUUCAUUGAUAAAACAUUUUUUUUAAUAGAAGAAAGCUUCCUAAGCAUAUUAAUAUAUAUAUAUAUAUAUAUAUAUAUAUAAAAGACUGAAAAAUUUACAAGAAAUUACGUACAAAAUAAUGAGUAAAAACCAAGACUGUACCUAUAAUUAUUGUGAUCUCUCGCAGACUUAAUUUAGGCUAUGUGAAAUAUGAUCUUUAUUGUUUUUUUACUAUAAUUUUAAAGUACCUAGGUAAUGAGGUUGUUUUUUUUUUCAGAGGUUUCUUUUUAUUUUUGAAGUUAUGAUGACUAAGGUCAUGGAAAAGGAAUCUUUUCAAUUCGUUAGGUUAAUUUUAAUGUCGAUGUUUUGUUACUUUACGACUUGAUUGAAAAGAUAGUUAUUGUACUUCAGAAUUUUUUUUUUUUUUUUAUUAUGUAUAAGCAAGCGCUUAGCUGCAAUCACGCCUGAUGGUAAGCAGUGAUGCAGCCUAUGGUGGAACGCGCUUGCCUAGAAGAUGCCUAUUCACUCUUGACUUGAAGGUACCCAUGUUGUAGGAGGUGGGGAAAACGGAAGCUGGAAGAGCAUUCCACAUCUUUGCAGUGCGUAUAAGAAACGAGGAACUAAACCGCUUAGUACGGGUCCGAGAAAGCAUUUAAUGUGACAUACCUUGAUGUAGACACACCUUUAUGAUUGAAUUAUCAGUGUUGUCAUAUGCUAAAAAUAACGUGUUAACAUAAUAUGUAGGUACGUAUGUUGAUUGUUGAUAUUGAAUAUGAGAUUUUGAUGUAAUUCAAAAUUUUCUGUGAAAUAUGUGUAAAAAUUAUGUUGAUAUAAUAUGCUACCCAACUGUGUUGUACAAUUUUUUUAAGCAUAUUGCUUAGAUGUCAUACAGGGUUCUCUGUAUCUGGUAUGGACUAGGCACAUAGCUACCAUUUGAUCAGCUUAAAGUUUAUUAAUUAAAUUAAACAAAAUGGCAAUUUAACAGUUGAUUUUUUUAUCAACACUACAAAAAGUAGGUAUUGAUUUGUAUUUAAAAAUUUAACAUUUAUGGUAUAAUUAUUUGCUUCGAAUUUUUAAGAAUUGAGUUUAUUUUUUAAGUCAAUUUUAUGAUUUAAAAAAUUAGUAUCAUAUUAGUAAUUUAAAAAUAUUAAUUUCAAAUAAAUGUAUGUACUUGUUACAUACAUUUAUAUUUAUAUUCCUAUGUAAAUACAUUUUUUUAUGUACUGUACUUUGGUACUCCCUAAGUUUUAACCUCUCACGAAUUUCUAUGGUACCUUGGUAUCUAUGUACUUCCUACUUAGAUAUUCUUAAAAAAAGCAUGUGGUUUCUAAUUGUGUAUAUCUAGGUACCAAUAAAUUGCUAUUAGAAAAUAGUACCAACACUACACGAAAAAAACAUUUUCUAUUGAAAAAAAAAAUUAUGAAAAUUGCAUUUUAUUCGCGUAGGUAGGUACGAGUACCAACUAAUAGUUAGUACUGAUUGUAUUUUGAUCUCGGGAUAAAGUUAAUAAUUUGAGAUUUUUAAGUUGUGUGUUUUUGAUAUUAAAAUUUUAUUAAUUUUUAUCUAUUUGUUUCAUUUUCUGAUGAAUGUAUUUGAACUUGUAAAGGACAACCCUGGCAAUAAAUGCUUGGACUACUUAGUACGGUUAUAUAAACCAGUACGUCCUACAUUAGAAAUAUUACGUACUUGCUUAGAUUACGUGAGUACAGAUAUAGGGUAAAUAUUGUACUUGGGCCUAAUUGUCUAACGCAAACGAUUGAAUUUGACAAUUGAAAUCGUACGUUUUUACUUGUCAAACGGCUAUUUCGGAUUGUGUAAGCCAAUGGAAAGCCAUCGGUUGGGCAUAGUUUGUUCAUUACGAUUAGAUCGUUAUUUUUAUACGAAGAGUGAAUGAUUUGUUAAGAUUUGACAGUUAUUUGCGAUUGUCUUCGAAUUGUGUAAAGUUUUAUGGUCAUGGCUUAUGUCAAAAACUUACGAUGGGUCUUGAGUCACCUUUGAUCGUAAAACGGACAAAUUGUGGAUGUCCAAAAUUCCAAAAUAAUAAUUUAUAUUUUGUUAAAUAUCUAAAAUUAAUAUUUUUUUCCAUUCUAAAUCUCUCAAUUCAGUCUCCCCGUCCACAGUUAGCAUUUUUAGGACGAAACUUUGCGAAGUGUUUUGUUUGUAAACAAUGAACUCUGUUAAAAAGAGUAAUAAAUAAUAUAUUCUUUGCAAUGAACCUAUAAAGUCAAAACAAUGAAGUUAAUUGAGUGCUAUUAAUCGAUUUAUAUAGGAUGCUGAGACUUGGACUCUGAGAGAAAGUGAGAAAAAGAAUAUACACGCUCUAGAAAUAUGUUGAAGAAGAAUGCUUGAAUAUCCUGGACACAGUCUCACUCCUCCAAGAACUGGGGAUCAAACAGCAUCUUUCUUCCAGCAUCCAAUGCCUUCUUACACACACUUUCUUUGGACGUACCAGAGAAAGAGACGAUAAGUCCAUAGAGCGACAUAAACUCAAUACCUACGAUAUUUAAUACCAUACCAUGUUUUAGAUUUCUGCGACAUCUUGCAUGUUGUUGUAUCCAAUGUGUUGGGAUCUGUGUUCCAGGGCUUAUGUGUGUGGUUUAGUUAAGUUUGCUGGUUAUUAAGCAAAAA
Messenger RNA from Bicyclus anynana (squinting bush brown), 5929 nucleotides. RefSeq lists its product as uncharacterized. The coding region runs from base 67 to 1386 and encodes 439 amino acids. Lineage: Eukaryota; Metazoa; Arthropoda; Insecta; Lepidoptera; Nymphalidae. Gene Ontology annotation, biological process: negative regulation of translation; oogenesis. The transcript has 3 exons. Gene Ontology annotation, molecular function: zinc ion binding; mRNA binding. Gene Ontology annotation, cellular component: perinuclear region of cytoplasm. The record is from RefSeq and is a predicted model, not a curated record.